AUGAGUAAAGUGAUUGAAAAUUAUGUUCUUCAAGAUGUAAUAGGAAGUGGUCAAUACGGCAAAGUAUAUAGGGCUAAAAAUAUGAAAAAUGAUCAAAUUGUUGCUAUCAAAGUGGUCAAAUUGGAAAAGUUCAGAGAAGUCCCUAAAUUACAUGAAUUUACAAUUAAUGAGAUACAGACUCUGUCAAAAAUAGAUAAUCAAAAUAUAGUUAAAUUUAUUGAAAUGCUCAAAACUUAAAACAAUAUGUACUUGAUUUAUGACUUUUGUAAUGGUGAUACAUUGGAAGCAUUAUUGUAAAAGAGAAAAUUUCUAACAGAACCAGAAACUAUGAAAAUAUUCGCUCAGAUUCUCAACGCAUUCAGAUCUUUGAUACGUGAAAAUAUACUUCAUAGAGAUUUAAAGCCAUCCAACAUUCUUUUUCAUGAUCAAAUCGUUAAGGUAGCAGAUUUUGGCUUUUGCAAAAGUUUGCUUCACAACAACGAUCUAACCUAAACUAUGGUAGGUUCACCAAUCUAUAUGGCUCCAGAAGUAUUAAAAGGGUGUUCUUAUAAUUGUAAAGCCGAUGUUUGGUCCUUGGGAGUAGUCCUCUAUGAGUGUUUAUUUGGAUUUUGCCCUUUUGAAGAUAAAUCAAUAGCUCGUUUAAUAAUGCAAAUUGACAACAAAGAAAUCACAUUCCCAAAACAUGUAAAUCAACUCUCAAGAAAAUGUGAAGAACUUAUACGCACAAUGUUACAAGUAGAUCCUCGUAAAAGAGUAGACUGGCAAUAAUUAAUGCAAAUCACAUUUUAUGAAGAACCAAAUGUGACCAAAUAAAUCACAUGUAGUUCCAAUACUAAUGCAAUAUAGAACCUGCCUCAAAUGCUGAAAAAAUAAGCCUCUACAAAUCAAGUACUAUAAGAUAGAACCAACAUAAUCAAUAAUUAACCAUAGCAAUAAUAACAACAAGACUUUUAGAACUUAAGAGUGCUCUUAAGGGAGAGAAGCAAAAUUAUAUUCUUAGCCUAAAUGGUAUCAUUUCUUCUAGAAUAAAAUACAGUUUCUGCUGUCUAACUUCACGGCAGUUUGUCAUUCUCAUAAAAAACAGCUAUUAUAGCUUACUUUCUUAUGAAAUUAGCAUAAAAUUAAACGGAAGUAAUUAAAAAACAACUUGAUUAAGAUCACAGAAGGGAAAGCAGAUGGGAAGAAUUCUAAGGUAGCAAUGAAUAUAAAUAAUUCAAUUCUACUUUUCAAAGGGAAAGCGAAUAAUUAUUGAUGAAUAUUGAGUCAUUUAAAAAUGAAGCAUAAAAAGUCAUUAGACAUAUGCAACAAAAUGAUUUAACUACUCAAAUUAGAAAUGAAUUGAUGUCUCCAUAAUUUACAAAUUUGAAAUUAUAUACUUCUCUAUUAAUUAGUUAUAUUGAAGAAAGUAGAGAAAGAUAAGUAAAUUUAACUGAAGACUUAUAAUAAAAGCUGUUAAUUGGCCUAAUUGAUUUGUUAGAGACUAGUUAACUCAAUGAUUUUUUCGAUAAAAAUUUAAGCGAUGUCAACAUUAGAUUUAAUGAUUAGAGAUAUUUUGAAUAAAUGAGAAAAAUGCCCAAAGAAACUCUAACAGACAUCCUCAAUUAAAGAUUAGUUAAUGCAAAGAUCAAGUGUGCUAAAUGA
Molecule: messenger RNA, 1641 nt
Organism: Paramecium tetraurelia
Lineage: Eukaryota; Ciliophora; Oligohymenophorea; Peniculida; Parameciidae
Exons: 3
Biological process (GO): peptidyl-serine phosphorylation; autophagosome organization; autophagy
Cellular component (GO): cytoplasm; autophagosome
Molecular function (GO): protein serine/threonine kinase activity; ATP binding
Source: RefSeq, a predicted model, not a curated record